GCCCCUCAGAAGGCGGUGGCAGUAACUCUGGGGUAUUAUUUCAUUUACGCCGUGGGACUGUCAAGAGAGUAUUGAUUACCCCUCCACGAAUCCCCUCGACUACGACGUCAUGGCGGCCGAUACGGCUUCAGACGAGCUACUGAGGAGGCCACUGUAUGUGUAUGACCUACCACCGCAGCUCCUCUCGACGUUCACCACCAAAGCUGCCGACCAACCGGUCGCGGUGGGAGAAGCGAUCGAAACACCCAGCGAGACCCCGGAUGUGACAACCCAGGAAUAUGCAGUCGCGACGUCCACCUCCUGUGCUCUUUGCAAGGUCUCGUUUGCCGACGUGCAGGAACAACGGAGCCAUGUGCGGUCGGAUCACCAUAGAUAUAACCUGAAGGCGCAGCUGCGGGGGAACCCUACUCUGGAUGAGGUGACCUUUUCAACGGCGAUAGGAGAGCUGGACGAGUCCAUUUCCGGGUCCGAAUCGUCGGAGGCGGACGAAGAUGAAGACGAGACACUGGCUGAUGUGACUCUGACGGCCUUGCUGAAGAGACAGGCGAAGAUCUCACAGGCAGCGGGAGAACAGGAAAGAAACAUGCCUGCAAAGCAGAAUGCUGGCAAAAGCCCCAUUUUCUGGCUGUCCAGCUCUUUGUUUCCGCCAAAUAUCUCGCUGGGUGUCUACCGAGCACUCUUCACAGAGGCCGAGCAAGACGAGCCCGCUCAUCUGGUGGACUCAUUGCGAAAGAAGCAACUGGCCCCCGUCAGCGCUCAGAGGAAGGCGGAGCCGGCGGCGCCUUCGACCCCGUCUCCAUGUAUCUUCAUGUGUAUGAUCGGGGGUGGUCAUUUUGCGGCAAUGGUCGUGUCGCUGGCCCCGGAGAUCCACCGCAGGCAAGGAGGUGUAGAUGAGAGGCAAGCUCGAGUGAUCGCACACAAAACCUUUCACCGCUACACGACACGGCGGAAACAAGGUGGUUCGCAGUCUGCGAACGAUGCUGCCAAGGGAGCAGCGCAUUCGGCCGGUUCGAGCCUGAGACGGUACAACGAGGCGGCUCUUGAGAAGGAGAUCCGAGAGCUGUUGGCAGAAUGGAAGGAAAUGAUCGAUUCUGCCGAGUUGCUCUUCAUUCGAGCGACGGGAAGUACGAAUCGGAAAAUUCUUUUUGGUCCGUAUGAUGGACAGGUCCUAAGGAAUAAUGACCUCAGAAAUCGAGGCUUCCCGUUCAGCACGCGACGGGCUACGCAGGCCGAACUGAUGAGAUGCUUCAAGGAACUCACUCGGGUCAAAGUCAGCGAGGUGGACCAGGUUGCUCUGAUCAGCGCGGAGAAGAAGGCCGAGCAGGUCUCCUCCAAACCAUCCACGCCGCGGCCGCAGCAGCCGCAGAAGCCCAAGCUGUCCAAGGAGGAAGAAGCUGCAAUACUCCACACUACCCAGAUCCACGCCCUUAUUCGCCGCUCCAAAAUACCGGCUCUACUGUCCUAUAUCAGCAACAGCUCGAUCCCUCCUUCAUUCACCUUCAAGCCGUCCGACUCUCCACAGAACUUCCGGUGCCCUACCCCUCUCCAUCUCGCUGCCAAUUCCAACUCGCCAUCGGUCGUGGCGGCUCUCCUCACCAAGGCCGGUGCGGACCCAACCGUACCCAACAGCGAGGGCAGGACACCAUUCGAGCUCGCCGGUGACCGAGCCACCCGGGACGCCUUCCGCGUUGCUCGCCAUGAGCUAGGCGAAUCCAAAUGGGACUGGGAUGCCUCACGUGUUCCGUCAGCGAUCUCCAAAGCCGACUCGGAUCGCCGCGCGGAACGCGAACGCAAGACGGCCGACGAGGAGGAACAGAACCGUCGAACCGCCGAAAUGGAGCGCCUGAAGAAAGAAGCAGAUGCCGCCAAGGUAGCCCCGUCCUGGGACGCCAGGAGACCUGGCGGCCGCAGUCUCGGAGCCGUCGAGAAGACCGCGGCCGAGAAGCGCGACGAAGAGACGCGCGGGAUGACUCCAGAGAUGCGGAUGAGACUUGAACGAGAGCGCCGCGCGAGAGCAGCCGAGGAGCGUAUGCGGCGAAUGCAGGGUCCAUAACCUAGAUUACGACUUGAAUUGUAGAUAGACAUGAAAUGCAAUGUACAGAAUGAGU
Messenger RNA from Penicilliopsis zonata CBS 506.65, 2108 nucleotides. RefSeq lists its product as hypothetical. The transcript has 2 exons. Bases 110 to 2053 code for a protein of 647 amino acids. The record is from RefSeq and is a predicted model, not a curated record. Gene Ontology annotation, molecular function: protein binding. NCBI's taxonomy places the organism in Eukaryota, Fungi, Ascomycota, Eurotiomycetes, Eurotiales, Aspergillaceae.